This is a messenger RNA of Procambarus clarkii (red swamp crayfish), 2857 nucleotides long. RefSeq names its product trophinin-like. Gene Ontology annotation, cellular component: chitin-based extracellular matrix. The record is from RefSeq and is a predicted model, not a curated record. Gene Ontology annotation, molecular function: structural constituent of chitin-based larval cuticle. NCBI's taxonomy places the organism in Eukaryota, Metazoa, Arthropoda, Malacostraca, Decapoda, Cambaridae.
UGUGUGUGUGUCUCGCCUCCAAGAUGCUGAUGUUGAAGACGUCGGUGUUGUGCCUGGUCCUGGCCGCUGCUGCUGGAGGUGCUGAUCUCAGAGGACCUUCAGGAGGGCUCCUCAAGACGCCUCGCUUUGAGAUCCUGCGGGAUGGCCGUCAGGGACCUUCUACAGAUGGCUCCUACAAGUUCCACUUCGAGACGGAAGACGGGAUUAUCCGUCGGGAGGAAGGUACCAUCCGUAGGGGGUCUGGCGCCGCCGUCAAGCAAGGAGCCUGGUCAUUCACAUAUCCUGAUGGAACUCCAGCGGCCUUCAGCUACAUCGCUGACGAGAAGGGGUUCCGGGUGAAGUCCGACCUACGACCAGCGUCCAGUAACCUCGCGACCGCUGCGUCCUCUGGCCAGGCGACCAGUUUCUUACGCCCUGGAUCACAGAUCAACGGUUCUAGAACUCCAGGAUCACAGCUCAGUGGUUCUAAGAGUCAGGGAGCCAAGUUCGGUGGUUCUAAGACUCCAGAAUCACUGUACCGCUUUCCAAAGACUCCGGGAUCCCAGACCGUCGGUUCUAAAGUUCCAGUAUUCCGCGCUGACGGUCCUCCCGCUCCAGGAGUCUUGUUUGAAAGUCCACCGGCCCCGGGAUUCCAGUUUGGUGGUUCUCCAGCUUCAAGAUUACAGCUUAGAGGUUCCUCGGCUUCGGACGCUCAACUUGGAGGUCCGCCAGCAUCUGGAGGUUCCGCAGUUUCAAGAUUCCAGUUUGGAGAUUCAGCAUCUGCAGGUUCCAAGCUUGGAGGUUCAGUUCCUGGAUCUUUGCCCAGUGGUUCAGCUCCAGGUUCAUCUUACAUUCCCCCAAAUGAACUGGGAACUGAAGCCGGUGGUUCACCAGCUGCAGAAUCCCAAUUUGGAGGUUCCCAAGUUCCAGGAGCUCACCUUGGAGGUUCUUUAGCUUCAGGAAUUCAGAAUGGAGGUUCCACAGAUUCAAGAUUCCAGCUUGGAGGUUCAGCAUUUUCGGGAUCCCAGGCUAGAGGUUCUCAAGCCUCAGGAGCUCAGCCAGCAAGUUCCCCAGGAUCGAGACUUCAAGCUGGAGGUUCAACAUCUUCAGGAUCAAAGUUUGGCGGUUCAGUUCCUGGAUCUCUGCCCAGCGGUUCAACUCCCGGUUCAUCUUACGUUCCCCCAACUGGAUUGGGAAAUUUGGUCGGUGGUUCAUCAGCUCCAAGAUCCCAGUUUGGAGGUUCCCAAGCUUCAGGAGCUCAAUUUGGAGGUUCCCCAGAUACAAGAUUUCAGUCUAGAGGUUCAACAUCUUCAGUACACCAUUUUGGAGGUUCUCAAGCUUCAGGAUCCUUGCUAGGAGGCUCCUCAGCUUCAGGAUUCCAGCUUGGAGGUUCGUCAGCUGCAGAAUCUCAGAUUGAUGGUUCACCUGUUCCGGAAUCCCAGUUCGGAGGUUCAGUUCCAGGAUCUCAAUUUAGUGGUUCAUCCCCUGGUUCCUCUUACACAUCGCCAGCUGAACUAGGAACUCAAUCUGGAGGGUUAUCAUAUUCAGAAUCCCAGUUUGGAGGUUCUCUGGCUCCAGGAUCCCAGAUUGGAGGUUCAGCUGCUCCACGGUCCCAGUUUGGAGGUUCACCGGCUCCAGGACCCCAGAUUGGAGGUUCAGCUGCUCCACAAGCCCAGUUUGGAGAUUCACUGGCUCCAGGAUCCCAGUUUGGAGGUUCAUCGGCUCAAGGAUCCAAGAUUAGAGGUUCAGCUGCUCCACGAUCCCAGUUUGGAGGUUCACCGGCCCCAGGAUCCCAGAUUGGAGGUUCAGUUGCUCCACAAGCUCAGUUUGGAGGUUCACCGGUUCGAGGAUCCCAGAUUGGAGGUUCAGCUGCUACACAAGCUCAGUUUGGAGAUUCACUGGUUCGAGGAUCCCAGAUUGGAGGUUCACAUGCUACAGAAUCCCAGUUUGGUGCCACAAAAUUUCCAGGAUCUCAGAAUGUAGGUUCUGGAGCUCCAGGCUUCCACUCAGAAGGUUCUUCAGCUCAUGAAACCCCAUCCCAAUGCUCACCAGCCCCAGGAUCCCAUUCACAAGGUUCUCCUGAUUCAGGAUCCCAGCUUGGAGGUUCCCAAACUUCAGAGUCCCAGUUCCGAGGUUCCUCCGCCUCAGGAUCCAAGUUUGGAGGUUUCCAAGCUCUAGAACCCCAGUUUGGAGGUUCGAAAGUUCAAGAUUACCAGUCAGAAGGUUCAGCAUCACAGCCCAGUGGUUCAGCUCCCGGUUCCUCUUACAUUCGCCCAAGCGAAAUAGGAACUCCGUCAGGAAGUUCACCAGCGCCUGGACCCCAGCUUGGAGGCUCCCCAACGCCUGGACCCCAGCUUGGAGGCUUCCCAGCGCCAGGACCCCAGCUUGAAGACGCCCCAGCUUCAGGACCUCAGCUUGGAGGCUCCCCAACGCCAGGACCCCAGCUUGGAGGCUUCCCAGCGCCAGGACCCCAGCUUGGAGGCUCCCCAACGCCUGGACCCCAGCUUGGAGGCUCCCCAACGCCUGGACCCCAGCUUGGAGGCUUCCCAGCGCCAGGACCCCAGUUUGAAGACGCCCCAGCUUCAGGACCUCAGCUUGGAGGCUCCCCAACGCCAGGACCCCAGCUUGGAGGCUUCACAGUUCCAAGACCCCAGCUAGGAGGUUCCCUACCCCAUGGAACGUCAAGUAUCGGAUCCGGGGCACCAGAGGCCCAGUUUACUGCUCCACCAGGACCUGGGUAUCUCUACUCUGUUCCCUCACCUUGAAAGAAAUAGAAGCCCACCCUGGAAACACAAACCGAAACUGUCUCAAUUUUCCGCUUGUUACAACUUGUAAUAAAGUUGUUACAUCUUGGCUUAACGUGUUUAUGACGUAUUAG